Messenger RNA from Amphiprion ocellaris (clown anemonefish), 1189 nucleotides. RefSeq lists its product as uncharacterized. Bases 262 to 591 code for a protein of 109 amino acids. The record is from RefSeq and is a predicted model, not a curated record. The transcript has 2 exons. Lineage: Eukaryota; Metazoa; Chordata; Actinopteri; Pomacentridae.
CCGAACACCAGAACCAGAGGAGCUGAAGGAGCUGAAGGAGCUGAAGGAGCUGCAGCAGUACAGAGUUACAGGAACAAACUCUACCAGACAGGAGGAAUAAACUUUACCAGACAGGAACAAACUCUACCAGACAAGAGGAACAACCAGGAACACACUUUACCAGACAGGAACAACCAGGAACACACUUUACCAGACAGGAACAAACUUUACCAGACAGUAUUUGCAGCCAGAAUAAACGAGGUCAGGACGUUCUCCUUCAUCAUGGACAGAAACAGCCACUCUGAGGACUCUCUGUCAUCGCUGCUGCUGGAGAACAUCAAGAACAAACUGCUGGAUGCCUUCAGAACCUCAGUGGAGAACAGAGACGUUCCUCAGGGUUCCUUCAGACCCGUCAGGAGUCUUCAGGUCAACGAGGAGCUGCGAAGAGCCAAAAUAGACGGAGCUUUGACCUGGUUGAGGUCUGAACUGAUGGAGAUGCGCUCUCAGGACCUUCAGCUCGCUCAGACUCUCCUGGGGCUGAACUCUGAGAUCCAGAGGCUGAGGAGGGAAAGUUGUGGAGGUCUGGAGGUGGAAGGAGAAGAACAGCAGUGAUGGACCAGCAAAGGAACCUUCAGAGGGAGGAAGCAUCAGACGGAGGUACCUUCACUGGAGGAAGCUUCAGAGGGAGGAACCUUCCCUGGAGGAAGCUUCAGAGGGAGGAACCUUCCCUGGAGGAAGCUUCAGAGGGAGGAACCUUCUCUGAAAGACGAGGAGGAGGAACCUUCUCUGGAGGACCAACAGGAGGAACCUUCUCUGAAGGAUGAGGAGGAGGAACCUUCUCUCAGGGACCAGCUGGAUGAAACUUCACAAGGAGGAACACUCUCUGGAGGAACCUCCAGAGAGAGGAACCUUCUCUGGAGGACCAGCAAGAGGAACCUUCAGACAGGCGAACCUUCUCUGGAGGAACCUGGAAUAUCGUCUGAAGAACUGACUGCAGCAGCUGGAACAUGAAUGUUUCUGUACAUAAAUAAAUAACUUCUGUAGGUUCAACUGAAAACAGACUGUGAUGGUUGUUUAGAUAUUUUUGCACUGAAGGAGAGUUUUGCUGCAGAAACUGAUUUAUUUUCUCAGAUCGGUUAAGAAACAAGACGAUUUGAAUGUAAAGAUAAAAAUAUAAAUAAAAAUAAUGAAAUAAAAGCAGCGUCAGGUC